Messenger RNA from Emiliania huxleyi CCMP1516, 1892 nucleotides. RefSeq names its product putative threonine/serine dehydratase. Gene Ontology annotation, molecular function: pyridoxal phosphate binding; threonine deaminase activity. The transcript has 10 exons. Gene Ontology annotation, biological process: L-threonine catabolic process. The record is from RefSeq and is a predicted model, not a curated record. The coding region runs from base 1 to 1668 and encodes 555 amino acids. Lineage: Eukaryota; Haptophyta; Isochrysidales; Noelaerhabdaceae.
AUGCGCGGAGCUCGCGGAGCUCGCGUUCUGACUCCCGCAGUCAGGUCCGCCCUCGGCAGCCGAUUCUCCGCGCACUGUCGGGGCUUUGCGAGCGGCGCGUCGCUCGGGAGAGCCUUGCCAGUCUCGUCUCCACGCUUUGAGCCGCUGGACGCAGACAAGAGUGGCAACUGGGGCAACAACCAGCGGGGUUUGGGGCACAACAACUACCUUGCAAAGAUUCUGAACGCGAGGGUGUACGAGGCCGCGGACGAGACACCUCUGCAGCGCGCGCCGGCCCUCUCGGCCAAGACGCGCAACCACGUGCACCUCAAGCGCGAGGACCUGCAGCCGGUACGAUCGUUCAAGAUCCGCGGCGCGUACAACAAGGUCGCACAGCUGUCGCACGAGCAGCGCUCCUGCGGCAUCGUCGCCUGCUCAGCGGGCAACCACGCGCAGGGCGUCGCAUUCUCCGCCAUCAAGCUCGGGAUUGACGCGGUGAUUGUGAUGCCGACGGGAACGCCGUCGAUCAAGGUGGACGGCGUGCGCAAGCUGGGCGGGCGGGUGGUGCUGCACGGCGACACGUACGACGAGGCGGCGGCCGAGGCGGCGCGCCUCGUCGAGGUCGAGGGACGGACGCUCAUCCACCCAUUCGACGACCCGCUCGUGAUAGCCGGCCAGGGGACCAUCGGGAUGGAGAUUCUCAAGCAGUGCACCGGCAAGCCCCUCCACGCCAUCUUUGUCUGCUGCGGCGGCGGAGGCAUGCUGGCUGGCGUUGCCGCCUAUGUCAAGCGCGUGAUCGGGGUCGAGGCGGAGGACGCCGCCGGCAUGACCGCCUCGCUGCGGUCGGGGCAGCUGCAGGAGCGCGAGCUGGAGCACGUCGGCCUCUUCGCGGACGGCGCGUCGUCCCUAGACGCGACGCGGCGCCCAGAUCUGUUGUGCGCCGCAGUCAAGCGCGUGGGCGAGGAGACGUUUCGCAUCUGCAACCACCUCGAUGGCUCCAUCGACACGCAGUCGACCGAUCCAAACAGCGGGCGCUCUAUCCUCGAGCCAGCCGGCGCCCUCGCCAUCGCCGGCGUCAAGCAGUGGGCCGCGGCCGCAAACACGCGCGACCAGACCUACGUCGCGAUCACCUCGGGCGCAAACAUGAACUUUGACUCGCUGCGCUUCGUCUCGGAGCGCGCCGACGCGUCCGAGACGCUCCUGUCGGCGCCUUCCGGCAGCUCAUCGGCCGUCUCGAGCCACGCAACGCACGCGGGGCCCGGCGCCGACGCGGCGCACAUCUACAUCUCUUUCCAGGCGGCCGGCGCCGAGGACAACGCGUCCGUGAUCGCCGCGCUGCGCGCAGACGGGUGCGAGACGCUCGACCUAACAGCGAACGAGCUUGCAAAGGACCACGCCCGCCACCUCGCGGGAGGGCGCGUCACGAUCGAACACGAGCGGCUCUACCGCUUCGAGUUUCCGGAGCGGCCGGGCGCGCUCAGCCGCUUCCUCGACGCCCUCAACGGCGGCUGGAACGUCUCCCUCUUCCACUACAGAAACCACGGCGGCGACGUCGGCCGGGUGCUGGCCGCGCUGCAGGUGCCUGAGGCGGACUCCGACGCCUUUGACACCUUCCUUACCGAGCUCGAGUACCCCUACGUGCGCGAGUGCGGCAACGUCGCGUACAAGCGCUUCCUCCAGGCGAGCUAGCAGGCGGUGGGCUGCGCGCGCCGCGCAGGCACUCCUGUUCUACGCGCCACCGCCACCGCCCGCCGCCGCCCCGCGCGGCCUAACAACCCUCCCCGCGCGAUGCAUGCGCACCCCGCCUCCCGAGUCCCGUGGCCGCCGGCAUGCAUGUUAUUCGAGUCUCAUUUUUGCCAUGUACUGAGACGACAGACGUAUGAGAUCUACAAUAUGAAAUACGUACAGAGCUA